AUGGAAGCUGUUUUCAAGAUUACAGAUGAACCAAGAAAAAAGGUAUCAUUAAACCUUUGUGUUUUCUGUUUCAUUCUGCAAAUAGAUAAAUGUUGUGCUGUUGAUCCACAGUUUGUAGUAUGUAAUAAAUCAGUAAAUUGUAGAUAUGGUCAAAGAAUAAGCUUUCCAUUUUAUAUUCAAGAUGUUCAAGAAUCUUAUUGUGGGUACCCUGGAUUCGGGCUAAAUUGUAGUGAACAAGGGUUUCCUGUUGUACAUAUUACUGGAAACGAGUAUAUAGUUGAAGAUAUUUCAUACCAAGAUGAUAUUUUUCAGAUUAAAAAUUCAGUCUUUAACAUUACUACAAGCAAUGGUUGUGUUUCUGAUAUCAAGAACGUGUCACUCGAUCAUAGUGCUUUUAAGUUUGUCAAGGAAUCAAGAAUUUACUUGUUGUCAAAGUGUAAUGGAUCGAUAUCUGAGGAUCUUUUGAAGCACAGGAUUGGUUUUGGUUGUGGUGGAGAAAAUGGGAAUGAUUGGGGUCUUGCAAUGUUUGCUGAGGAUGAAAGCUUUGAGUCUGCAUUACAAGUGCGUAAAAAUCAUGUACUGGUACCAGUAGAAAUGCUUGGAAAUGAAGGGAGUAAUCGAGUUAUUGACUGUAUAUCAAGUAACUGCAGUGACUGUGCAGAAAGUGGAGGACGCUGCGGAUUUGAUACUAACAAUUAUCAAUUCAAAUGUUUCUGCACUGACAGACCUCAUGCUUCGAGUUGCCCACCUACCAGUAAGCCCCUAUCUAGCAGUUAA
Messenger RNA from Solanum verrucosum, 777 nucleotides. RefSeq names its product LEAF RUST 10 DISEASE-RESISTANCE LOCUS RECEPTOR-LIKE PROTEIN KINASE-like 1.2. The record is from RefSeq and is a predicted model, not a curated record. The coding region runs from base 1 to 777 and encodes 258 amino acids. The transcript is spliced from 2 exons. Lineage: Eukaryota; Viridiplantae; Streptophyta; Magnoliopsida; Solanales; Solanaceae. Gene Ontology annotation, molecular function: polysaccharide binding.